AGACACUACCUGAGGAAACCAAAACGAUCACAGUCUCCGUUUCCUCUUCCUUUGUCUCUCGAAAAAAAAGGUUGUCUUUCUCUCUCUCUCUCUCUUCCGAAAUUCCCAGAACUUAGCGAAAGCGGUGGGCACUGGUUUUGUGGAGCUAAUCGAAGUUCGAAGAAGAUGUUGAGGGUUGCAGCGAGGAAGCUCUCUUCUCUGUCUUCGCCUCCAUGGAGACCCAACCAGGUUCAGGCCUCCUCGGCCCUUGUCUCCCGUCAUUUCAUCAACGGCGGUGAUUCCUCUUCCUCUGGUGAUCCCAGAUCCAACGGCUCUGCUUACUCCUUCUCUUUCGGACCUGACUUCCACGUCCCUUUCAGAGGUUUUGCUUCUGAGUCUCUUACCCCAAUAAAGGAAAAUGGAAUAGUUUCAGAUGUUCCUGCAACUGUGGCAGCCGUGAAGAACCCUACUUCAAAGAUAGUUUAUGAUGAGUACAACCAUGAGCGUUAUCCUCCAGGGGACCCCAGCAAGCGGGCAUUUGCAUAUUUUGUCCUCACCGGUGGUAGGUUUGUAUAUGCCUCACUGAUUCGUCUCCUUAUCCUCAAGUUUGUGCUGAGCAUGUCAGCUAGUAAGGAUGUUCUUGCCAUGGCUUCCCUUGAGGUUGAUCUCUCCAGCAUUGAGCCAGGCUCCACUGUGACUGUUAAGUGGCGUGGAAAGCCAGUCUUCAUCAGGCGCCGAACGGAGGAGGAUAUAAAGCUGGCAAAUAGUGUAGAUAUUUCAUCUCUUCGUGACCCACAGCCAGACUCUGAGAGGGUAAAGAAUCCUGAAUGGCUUAUUGUUGUUGGAGUAUGCACACAUCUGGGUUGCAUUCCCUUGCCAAAUGCUGGUGACUUUGGUGGAUGGUUUUGCCCAUGCCAUGGUUCCCAUUAUGAUAUCUCUGGCAGGAUUCGCAAGGGGCCUGCACCAUACAAUUUGGAGGUACCGACUUACUCCUUUUUGGAGGAGAACAAGUUAAUGGUUGGUUGAGAAUCAUAAACUGCUCUCUAGCAAACUGCAGUUAUUUGAGAUCCCAAUAUCAUUUAAUUUAGUCAGAUAAUGUCGAAGAUUUGUCGCAGAAAUGUUGGAUUUCAGCCCAUCGUUGUUGGGCAUGUUUAGAAAUGUUUAUGUAACUUGAGUUUUGUAAACUGCUACUGUUGGUGUUACUCUGAACUCUCAAUAAUUUCCCUAGCCUUUGAGCUUUGAUGGUUUUGAAACUUCACAAUUUGAGGAAGCAACUAUGAAAUUGUUAUUUUAGGUC
Messenger RNA from Quercus robur (English oak), 1276 nucleotides. Its product is annotated as cytochrome b-c1 complex subunit Rieske-4, mitochondrial-like. Gene Ontology annotation, biological process: mitochondrial electron transport, ubiquinol to cytochrome c. Gene Ontology annotation, cellular component: membrane. Bases 166 to 1005 code for a protein of 279 amino acids. The transcript has 2 exons. Gene Ontology annotation, molecular function: quinol-cytochrome-c reductase activity; 2 iron, 2 sulfur cluster binding. NCBI's taxonomy places the organism in Eukaryota, Viridiplantae, Streptophyta, Magnoliopsida, Fagales, Fagaceae. The record is from RefSeq and is a predicted model, not a curated record.